This is a messenger RNA of Cotesia glomerata, 2581 nucleotides long. RefSeq names its product prolyl 3-hydroxylase 2-like. The record is from RefSeq and is a predicted model, not a curated record. Gene Ontology annotation, molecular function: oxidoreductase activity, acting on paired donors, with incorporation or reduction of molecular oxygen; protein binding; L-ascorbic acid binding. Gene Ontology annotation, biological process: collagen metabolic process. The coding region runs from base 131 to 2491 and encodes 786 amino acids. Lineage: Eukaryota; Metazoa; Arthropoda; Insecta; Hymenoptera; Braconidae. The transcript is spliced from 10 exons.
UGCAGCCUCCAACAUCCAACUCCAAAGCAAAGUUAUACUACAGUGCAGUUGAUAGUCAAAGUCGAGUGGUAGAGUCACCAUCACCAGUUAGCCGGAUAAAAUUUUUAGUGACCAGCGACCGCAGUAAAAAAUGCGUUGGCCACUAGUGUUUAUACUGUUGUCAUUUAUUGUUGCUGCAACAAUCGCCGCCGAUGAUAAAAUUGACAACGAGAUUGAUGUCGAUGAAGAUGAACCUCUCUAUAAAAAAUCUGAAGAUCAAGAACAAGUUGAGGAAGAAAUCACUGGAGAUAAUGAUGAUGUUGAUUUAAAAUCUAAAGAUGGUAAUAUCAAUCACGAGGGGCAUAAUUUCGAUGAUGACCAAGAAGACGAUGAACGUGAUGCUGUGAUCGUUGAAGCUGAGUGGAAGGCUGCUGAAACUAAUGAUGAUUUUAGAGGAAUUAAACUGGAAGAAGCCUAUGAGCGUGCUGUGCAAAGUUAUCUGGAUGAUAAUUUUGAAAAAUGUAUUGUGGAAUUUAAUCUUGUUAUUCAAAGAUAUAAAGAGUACAAAAACGCGGUAAUUAAUUGCCGGAAAAAAUGCCGAGAUAGUGUAUCAUACUUCACACCGAUAUUUUUUGAGAAUAUUGAAGAUUUAAAUUUUUACGAAAAAAAAGUCAGAGAAACGCUCUGUCUUUUGAGAUGCAAUCAGGAUUAUCGGGAUGUAGCAGGAAGUCAGGCGCUCAAACGCUUGCCGUCGAGUAUUGAGCAGAAGAUAAUUGACUUGAAGCCAUAUGAGUAUCUUCAUAUUUGUUACUAUCAGAGAAGCCGCUACCAAGAAGCAGCGAACGCAGUUUUUACGUAUCUAGCUCAGCAUGCAGAUCAUAAAAUGAGUAUAGACAAUCUUCGGUAUUAUUUAUCGCUUCCUGAAGUUAAAGAAACUGAAGUUUCAAAUCUCGAAGCUGCAGAGUUUAUAAAAUUUUACGUCGAAGGAGUGAAAGCUUAUGAGGAAGAAUACUUUGAAGAAGCGAUAGAAAAUCUUGAAAAAUCUCUAAGAUUUUAUUUGAAGGCCGAAGAAGAUUGCAGGUUUUAUUGCGAAGGACCUUUUGACCAAGGAUGGCAUCCUGAGUUUACUUCUUCGAUUGCUAAUCAUUUUACAUAUUGCUUAAAAUGCAAGCGUGGGUGUUCGAGAUUUUUAAACAGGAUAAAUGGAGAUUAUCAAAAAGAUUUACUAGCAAGUCACUAUAACUACUUGCAAUUCGCCUAUUACAAAACUGGCAACAUUCAAAAAACUUGCCAAGCGGUAGAAAGUUAUUUAUUAUUCUUCCCAGCAGAUGAAACUAUGAAUUACAACAAGGAAUAUUACAAAAAUUUGCCUAAAGUUCAAGAAGAAUAUUUUAAAUCACGUCCAGAAGCUUUUGAGUAUGUUAAGCGCCAAGAAUAUGAAUUAAGAAUUCUUUCAUUUAUCUCUCAAGAAUUUUCAGCAAUCGACAUUAAACUGAACGAAAAAAAAAAAGAUAAAAAGCAAGAAGAGGAGAAGUUGAUGGACCACCCGCCUCCAGGUCACUCACCUGCAGUACAAGCGAUAAUUAACAAUCAGUCUCUACUGUAUGAGCGAGAAGAAACUGCAAGGCGGGAAUCACAAAUUUUAGAUUCGUUAGAAAACGUUAGAGUUGUUUUUAAUGAAAAAGAACUCAAUGGAACAUUUCGUUAUCUUGCUGAUGGAUUUGUCACCAAGUUGCAGUGUAAUUCACUUAUAAAAUUAGCUCAGAUGGCUGCAGUCGUAGGCGAUGGAUAUGAAAAUAAUAAAAGCCCGCAUUCAAAGUACGAACUCUUUGAAGGACUAACUGUCGGAAGAGCAGCUUUGAUGGUUUACUUCGGUCUGUUGACUCCAGACUACUUAGAAUUAUUCCUAAAGUCAUCAGAAAAAGCUCGCAGUCAUGUGGAAAGGUAUUUCAAUCUUCACCAACACCUGUACUUUACUUACACUCACCUGGUCUGCCGUUCAGCUCUUCCCGGUUCGCCAGUAAACCAGCAAGUAUUCAGCCACGAUAUCCACGCAGACAACUGCCUGGCGAUUAAAGAAGGCGUCUGUCUGCACGAGAGUCCAGCAUACACCUGGCGAGAUUACUCUGCAAUCGUUUACCUGAACGACGACUUUGAAGGCGGAGAAUUCAUCUUCGCAGCGGACCCCAAGGCGAGGAACAUUCAGAGUGUCGUCGAUCCGCACUGCGGCCGCAUGGUAGCGUUUUCUGGAGACGAGAAAAAUUUACACGGCGUGAAAGGGGUUCACAGAGGCCAGAGAUGCGCUCUUGCUCUUUGGUUCACGCUAGAUAAGAGGUACGACGAGCUAGAGAGGAAAUUAGCUUGGAUUAUUUUGGACAGAGUUAAAUUGAAAGGUCCUGUGAGUGUUGAUGUUCAAAAUAUGAGUAUUCCUCUGAAUUAUGAUGAGUUACUCAGCAAACGAUUUAAAGAAGAUGAUUUGUUAAAACUUUUAUUACAAAUUUCUAGACAUUAAGUCUUGUACUUCUUCUUUUUUGCAGUAUUUUUUUGGUUGUUGAUUUUUAUUUAGAAUUUUAUUUUUUAAAGCCAGUAUACAGAUUUCUUU